Mucor mucedo is the source of this 774-nucleotide messenger RNA. RefSeq lists its product as uncharacterized. Bases 1 to 774 code for a protein of 257 amino acids. The transcript has 2 exons. The record is from RefSeq and is a predicted model, not a curated record. NCBI's taxonomy places the organism in Eukaryota, Fungi, Mucoromycota, Mucoromycetes, Mucorales, Mucoraceae.
AUGCAUCAAAAAAAGCUUGUUGUCAGGGAAGCAUCAGCAAUAAUCAGGGGGUUUGUUUGGGGAAUACCCAGUUCCAUCGAUGAUGAUAACAGCCCACCCCAAUUCACAGACGGUGAACCUGCUUGUGCUAUAGAGCUGUUAAUGUUAUUUUUCAACAACAUGUCUGUUGAGUUUAAAGCACGAAUCGGAGGGUUUAAAGACAACGUGAGCCGCAUUCAUCAUUGCUCUGAAAAUCACGAACAUAAUCACAUGAGUGAUACACGUUUUGUAGAUCUUCUGGACAUUGAUGACUUGAUGCGAGACUUCUUAUUAGAGACGCAAGAGUGUAGCUCGGAGGAGGAGCAAGAAAAAGAAUUUUGUUCCGUUCUUUUACAUCAUUUGGUUGUCAGGGAGAAGAAAUUCCCCUGCACAUACGAAUCUGAUUGUAAAGGAAUGCAUAUGCAACGUAAUACUACAAACUAUGAGAAUGGUAACUGCUAUCAGAAAUUCGAAAGGAUGACCGUCAAAAGCAAGCUAGUUCUAUGUGUCAGUCCAACUGUACAAGUUACAAACAGAGACAAGUCCGUUUUUGGUGGUUUGCAACAUCUGUAUCUCUCUUAUAUGCAAGGAAAAAAGAUAGCCGUUACUCCAGUUCAUACUGAAGAAGAAAUGGAGUUGUAUCUGUUAUUACGAAGAAAUAAUCCUUCGCUUGCAAAUCAAGUGUCUCUGAAAAAACAUGGCAAGAUUUCACCAUCUUAUGGUCUCAGCAGUGUAAUGAUGGCAAGUUUAUUUUAA